This is a messenger RNA of Abrus precatorius (Indian licorice), 1798 nucleotides long. RefSeq names its product ACT domain-containing protein ACR10-like. The record is from RefSeq and is a predicted model, not a curated record. The coding region runs from base 193 to 1431 and encodes 412 amino acids. The transcript is spliced from 6 exons. NCBI's taxonomy places the organism in Eukaryota, Viridiplantae, Streptophyta, Magnoliopsida, Fabales, Fabaceae.
GGGGGAGGGAAAUAGCUGUUAGCUAGCGAGUGUAAUAUAAACGCUGUGGGAAGGUGAUGAGUGUAACUUUGAUUGGUCAUAAUUCACUUCCUCACUACCUCUCAGCUCUAGCAAAUACCCAUCUUCUCGCUAAAACCGACACUGAAGAAAGUUGCACUGCCCCUCAACAAGAAGAAGAAGAAGAAGAAGAUUAUGGGCAUACUACAGGACGACGUAGUGAUUAUCAGAGAGGCAGAGAAAGAAACUGAAACAACCGUCAUAACUGUUAAUUGCCCUGACAAGACCGGUCUUGGUUCUGAUUUGUGUCGCAUCAUACUCUUCUUUGGUCUUAGCAUUCUCCGAGGAGAUGUGUCCACCGACGGGAAAUGGUGCUACAUAGUUUUCUGGGUGGUUGGGAAGCACAAUACGAGGUGGAGUUUGUUAAAGAAUAGGUUAAUUGGGGCAUGCCCUUCUUGUUCCUCAGCUUCUGGAAUUUCUUAUUACCGCUCUGACUUGCUCCCUCCUAAGCCUCCCGAUGUUUUCCUUUUGAAAUUUUGUUGCCAUGAUCGUAAAGGCCUUUUACAUGAUGUUACAGAGGUUCUUUGUGAGCUAGAGCUCACCAUAAACAAAGUGAAGGUAUCUACUACACCUGAUGGCAAAGUGUUGAAUCUGUUUUUCAUCACGGAUACCAGGGAACUUCUACAUACGAAGAAGGGAAGGGAUGACACAAUCAAACAUUUAACAGCUGUUUUGGGGGAUCACUUAAUUACCAUUGAAAUUGAAAUGGUUGAACCAGACAUCGCUGCUUGUUCUCAAGCAUCUUCAUUCCUUCCAAGUGAAAUUACAGAAGAUGUCUUUGAUAUGGAAUUGCCUGAUUCAGUUCCAGGUGGGACUUUCUUAUCAGAUUCUGUUUCUAUUGUGAUGGACAACUUGCUGAGUCCUGCUCACACGCUUGUCCAAAUUAUAUGCCAAGAUCACAAAGGUCUUCUUUAUGACAUCAUGAGAACUCUGAAGGAGUACAAUAUCCAGAUUUCUUAUGGACGAUUCUCAGCAAAACCUAGAGGAAAAUGUGAGAUUGACUUGUUCAUCAUGCAAGCAGAUGGGAAAAAGAUAGUUGACCCAAGCAAGCAAAAGUCUUUGUCGUCACGCCUUAGGAUGGAACUACUUCGUCCUCUCAGAGUAGCUGUUGUAAGCAGGGGUCCUGAUACAGAGCUGCUAGUUGCUAACCCUGUGGAGUUAUCUGGCAAAGGACGGCCUCUUGUUUUUCAUGAUAUUACUCUUGCUCUCAAAAUUCUUGGCCCUUGCAUCUUUUCGGCCGAAGUUGGAAGGCAUGUGAUUGGAGAUCGCGAAUGGGAAGUUUAUAGAAUCUUGCUUGAUGAAGGGGAGGGUUCAUGUGUCCCAAGGAACAAGAUUGAGAAAGGAGUUUGGAAAGUGUUGAUGGGUUGGGAGUGAUCCAUGGUUGGUGCCUUGGUGGCACUGUUCCUUCUGUAUGAAACUGUGUACAGAUAGAUAACAUGGCUAUCGUAUAAAUGUAACUUGUUGUAAUUAUGAAAUGUAUAUUGUGCAAAUAGUGAUCUAUGUCACGCUAUAUCUUUUUUAGAGCUUUUUGUAAUUUUAACUUAGUGUGUAGAAAGAAGGGCAGUAGCAACUAGCAAGUAUUUAAAAAACAGAGAAAGGAAGGCGUAUUGUUUAGAGUAUUUUAUAAAUGAAAAUGAAAUGUUAUAAAGUUAUAUUUAGUUAUUUUAUAAUGUGUAUAUGUAUAUGGAUCUUUUUUGGUAGGCUCUAUGCCCAAGUUAUACUUUGCUUCCGUCUUUAGCAU